Molecule: messenger RNA, 1842 nt
Organism: Parascedosporium putredinis
Lineage: Eukaryota; Fungi; Ascomycota; Sordariomycetes; Microascales; Microascaceae
Source: the annotation of a GenBank genome assembly
AUGACUAUCUCCAAUGAUGGUCCUGUUCCCCAAGCGGUCCCCAAAGCAACGAUCCUAGGCGGUUCUGAACUGCACAAGAAGCCGGCUUGGUGGAAGGAAGCUACUGUAUACCAAAUUUACCCUGCGUCUUUCUGCGAUUCAAAUGGAGAUGGCGUUGGCGACAUCCAAGGCAUUAAAUCCAAAAUACCUUACCUCAGGUCACUUGGAGUAGAUGUCGUUUGGCUAUCCCCCAUCUACAGGUCACCCCAGCGAGAUAUGGGAUAUGAUAUCUCAGACUAUCGGGAUAUCCACCCGCCUUACGGGACUCUUGAUGAUUGGCGAGAUCUAAAGGCUGAAUUGAAGGCGACGGGUAUCAAGAUCAUCAUGGACCUCGUCGUCAAUCACACUUCGGAUGAGCAUGAGUGGUUUGUAGAAUCAAGAAGCAGCAAAUUGAGCGAUAAGCGAUCUUGGUACUACUGGCAACCACCCAAGUAUGAUGAAGACGGCAACAGAAUGCCGCCGAAUAACUGGAGAUCCUUCUUUGGCGCUGAAUCCGCAUGGGAGUAUGAUGAUGCAACCGACGAGUACUAUCUCCGCCUCUUCACUCGGACCCAACCAGACCUGAACUGGGAAAAUCCCAAGGUCCGCAAGGCCGUUCGGGACAUCAUGUCCUUUUGGUUGGAAGAAGGUAUUGAUGGAUUUCGAGUUGACGCAAUCAACUACAUUGCGAAGGCUCCUGGCUUGCCGGAUGCCGAGAUCAUUGAGCCGGAUAUCCCUCAUCAGCCUGCAAUGCACCUUUACCUCAACCGCUCAAAAUGCCAUGACUUCCUGCGAGAGCUCGGAGACAAGGUUCUUUCGAGGUACGAUGUCAUGACAGUGGGCGAAACUCCACACGUGGAGGAGCCCGAUAUGGCGAUUCAAUACGUCCACCCCGAACGCCGUGAAUUCAACAUGAUAUUCCAAUGGGAACACAUGGACGUGGACCGAAUUCCGGGCACUUUGCUGGGAUGGAAGCAGUACCGACUCUCCGAAUUCAAGGCAAUCAUGAGCAAAUGGCAGAUCACUAUGCAAGAGCGAGGCGGGUGGAACAGCCUAUACAUGGAAAACCAUGAUCAAGGAAGAUCCAUCUCCAGAUUCGCCUCGGAUUCGCCCGAAGAUAGAUGCCUGUCGGGAAAGCUAUUAGCCACGUUCCUCUCAACCUUGAGUGGAACACUGUAUAUUUUCCAGGGCCAAGACAUAGGAAUGAUCAACCUUCCUAAGGAGUGGGGAAUCGAGGAGUACAGCGACGUAGUUUCCGAGAUGCACUAUCGACAGGAAAAGGAACGACGGCAGCGAGAGUCUAAAGUCACUGAUCCCUGCAUGAAGGACGUCGUGGAGGACAUACAAAAGAAGGCCCGCGAUAACGGAAGAACGCCUAUGCAGUGGUCUGGCAUGAGUCCCCAUGCCGGCUUUACUACAGGUACGCCUUGGAGGAAGGUCAAUCCCGAUUAUGUUGCGUGCAACGCCGAGAGUGCCGUCACCGAUCCGGACAGUGUUUUGAACUACUGGAAGCGACUUAUACGACUUCGGAAAACUUGGAAGACGCUUAUUUAUGGAGACUUUGAGCACUUUGCCGCGGAGCAUGAACAGUUGUUCGUCUAUAAACGGUCACUUAAAGGCGACAAGGACGCCUAUGUCUUCAUGAACUUUUCAGACGCCCCCAUUUACGGGGUUUCCACAAUCGUUCCUGAGUUUGAAGGUGACCUGGUUCUCGGAAACUAUGGUACACCUAGAGAUGACGAUGUAGUUAAGAGUACUGAUACACUUAGGCCGUGGGAGGCGAGGCUAUACUGCGCUAGGACAGAGUGGAAGGAUUACCGUUGA